ACGAAAGGCCAUACUCGUAAAGCAGCAGAAAUAACCCUGGACGCUGGAAUCAGCAGACUCGCCAGUCGUGUUGUGCGUCUCACAGUGCUAACUAGUGACAUCAAACAUGGUUCUGGAUACUGAAGACUGGGCCGAUGAGCUCCCACCAGAACAAAUCGCCGUCCUCCGCAAAGCGUUCGAUGGCUUCGACCACAACCGCUCGGGCAGUAUCCCAUGUGAUUUCGUAGCUGACAUCCUUCGAAUGAUGGGUCAGCCCUUCAACAAGAAGAUCCUUGAAGAGCUUAUCGAGGAGGUUGAUGCUGACAAAUCCGGUCGUCUGGAAUUCCCUGAAUUCGUCACUCUUGCUGCUAAGUUUAUCGUAGAAGAAGACGCUGAGGCUAUGCAGAAAGAACUCAGAGAAGCCUUUAGAUUAUACGAUAAAGAAGGCAAUGGUUACAUUCCCACAUCGAGCUUGCGUGAAAUCCUUCGCGAGCUUGAUGAGCAGCUGACUGAUGACGAGCUCGACGGCAUCAUCCAAGAAAUCGACACGGACGGCAGCGGCACAGUAGACUUCGAUGAGUUCAUGGAGAUGAUGACCGGCGAAUAAUCAUACUUAUCUGAACGCUUUUUGUACUUUAAUAAAUUAAUAAAUUUAAGGUUAUUUAUAUAUUUCAUACACUUUGGUACUUCAACCUUUCGAGUCUUGGAAUUAUUGAACAAAUAGCAUACAGCUAAAAUUAGGUAAACUCUAAAGUAUUCGUAAGAUGUAUGUUAUUGUACAAAAUAAUCCCUUGUUCUCGUAUAAUUGAUGUGUGUGGCUGAACAAUGUUUAUAUCUACUUUAUUAAUAAAUCUUUUACAAUAUU
Bicyclus anynana (squinting bush brown) is the source of this 844-nucleotide messenger RNA. RefSeq names its product troponin C, isoallergen Bla g 6.0301. The record is from RefSeq and is a predicted model, not a curated record. The transcript has 6 exons. The coding region runs from base 107 to 586 and encodes 159 amino acids. Lineage: Eukaryota; Metazoa; Arthropoda; Insecta; Lepidoptera; Nymphalidae. Gene Ontology annotation, molecular function: enzyme regulator activity; calcium ion binding.